CCCAUGGUGUUGCUUUGCCUUGCUAAGCUAUGCCUGGUCCUCUCUCUCGCACAGGGGACGUUUGCCAGCCCCAUUCCCCACUCAGAUUUUAAUAAAGUCCAGAAGGGAUCUUGGGGGGCUGCUGCAAGCAAACGUGCUGACUUUGGUGUGGGACUAGUGCCACCGGUGACAGCAGCACCCUACCACCACCCCAGGGCCAGUGGCUGUCAGGGGCCAGGACCCCACUUCCCUGCCAGGAUGCUCUCUGGUGGCUGCCUCUGGCCUCACCUCCAGUCCCUCUGGGGUCAGGUUAUUUUUUGAAGCAUUCCAAGGACACGGGUUGUUGUUGCCGAUAAGCAGCGAGGGGCAGCUCCGCCCCAGCAGGAACAGCCCAUCAGCUGGCUUCUCAUCCGCCCCAGAAGACAUCAUCCCAUCUCAGCGAGCGGCGCCCUUGCAAUCCUGCUGCGGGCAGGUCCCCACGAUGCCACGCUCGUGCAGGCUGGUGGUCUACAUGCUGCUGGGGCUGGGGUCGCUGCUGGUCAGGGGGCUGCCCCCACCCUGCCCCCCUGCCUGCCAGUGCUACGACACCUCCAAAGUCUUCUGCUCAGAGGAGACCAUGCGGGAGAUCCCGGCGGACCUGCCAGGGAACGCCACCCAGCUCUUCUUCGUGGAGACGGCCCUGACCAGCAUCCGCAGUGGGACCCUGGGCUCCAGCACCACCCUCACCAAGCUGGUCUUCCUCAAAAACAACAUUGAGGAGCUGGAGGCCGGCGCCUUUCAGGGGCUGCCCAACCUCGUGGAGCUAGAGGUGUCAGGAAACCCCUUGCCAGCGGUCAGCCCGGGGGUGCUGGUGGGGCCGCCCAGCCUCAGCAAGCUCUCCCUGGGGGCCAACGCCAUCCGCUCCCUGCAGCCGGGGCUCUUUGCCGCUGCCUACCGCCUGCAGGACCUGCGCUUGCCAGGGAACAAGAUUGAGGCGCUGCUCCCCGGCAUCUUCCGCCCGCUCCGGCGCCUCCAGACCCUGGAUCUCUCGCAGAAUGCCCUGGCUGAGCUGCCGGCCGGGGCCUUCGCCAGGCUGGGGGGGCUGCGGCGGCUGCAGCUGCAGCACAAUGCCCUGGGCAGCCUGGCCCCCAACACUUUCGCCGGUCUCCUCAACCUCACCUUCCUCAGCCUGGAGGGCAACCGCCUGGCCACCCUGCCCACCGCCCUCCUUGCCAGCACCCCUCACCUCCUCCACCUCUCGCUGGCCCACAACCAACUGGAGACGCUGCCCCAGGGGCUCUUUGCCAACCUGUCGGUGCUGCAGACCCUGGCGCUCUCCCACAACGCCAUGGUCCAUCUCCCCGCCGGGGUCUUCCAGGGGCUGGAGGGGCUGGGGGGGCUGCAGCUGAGCCACAACAACCUCUCCAGCCUGCCGGCAGGGCUGCUGGCUGGGCUGCCUCUCCUGGCCUCCCUGGCACUGGACCACAACCACCUGGCUCAUUUGCCCCCGGGGCUCUUUGAUGCCAAAAUGGAGCUGGUGCAGGUGGGGCUGGCGUACAACCCUUGGGCCUGUGACUGCCGCCUGGCCUAUCUCCUGGGCUGGCUGCAGAGCUUUGCUGAGCCCCUCACCCACGCACAGGCCUCCUGCGCUAGCCCGGCUGCCCUCCAGGGACAGUCCCUGCUGGAGGUCCCCCAGGGGCGGCUGGAGUGCCCAGGAGAGCCCAGCAUCCCACCAGAGGAGGGCUGGGACAGGGUGCUGGGGGAGGAUGCUCCGGGGCAGUGCACCUACAGCAACCCCGAGGGCACAGUAAGCGUGGCCUGCAAUGCCACCAGCUGCCAGCAGCUCAGCCUUCGCCUCCCUCCUCUUCCUCCUCCCUGGCAGGCGGUGGGGCCGGGGCUGGUGUUCCAGGGUGCCUGGGUGCUGCGCUCCCGCUGUGGCACACUGCAGGUCAGCAUCCUUGUCACGGCGCAGAGUGGGGAUGAGGCCAUGUCCCCAGGUCCCCCUCCCGCGCCCUAGGGCUCCAGCAGGCGCCUGCUUCUGCUCUGCUCUUGCAUUGGCAACCUCCGAACCAGCCUGGGAACUGGCUCCCCCUCUCGCUCUGCUGCCCCUACCGUGGUCACCGGCUGUCACCGAGCUCUCCGCAAGACCUGGCCCGGCGGUAUUUAUUCUCCCAGCUAUGUGUUACCUGUGUAUUUUAAAUAUCAUUAAAAUGUAGAUAUUAUUUCUGUGCAACCAGUUCCCGUGGUGGAGAGAGGAAACACUUCCCCCCCCAUCUCUGCCUGCGUAUUUGGGGGAAGCGAAUGUCACUGUGGUGCAACGGGGUCUUGGCUGGAGCUUGUGUGUGGUGUCCCAUGGAUGCAGAUGCCUGGUGUUGCAUAGGUGCUGCUCUCUGGCAUUCUCAUCUCUUCCCCCCUGC
Molecule: messenger RNA, 2375 nt
Organism: Egretta garzetta (little egret)
Lineage: Eukaryota; Metazoa; Chordata; Aves; Pelecaniformes; Ardeidae
Gene: CPN2
Product: carboxypeptidase N subunit 2
Exons: 2
Coding region: 461-1975 (504 amino acids)
Molecular function (GO): protein binding
Source: RefSeq, a predicted model, not a curated record